Penicilliopsis zonata CBS 506.65 is the source of this 1179-nucleotide messenger RNA. RefSeq lists its product as hypothetical. The record is from RefSeq and is a predicted model, not a curated record. The coding region runs from base 114 to 1004 and encodes 296 amino acids. The transcript has 3 exons. Lineage: Eukaryota; Fungi; Ascomycota; Eurotiomycetes; Eurotiales; Aspergillaceae.
GGGGGGGGGAAAACAAACCGAAAAAUGCGCACAGAGAGGUGACUGACUAGGUGUGGAAAUCGCAAAUCGAACCGACUGCCCUUUUCGUUCUCGAACGCUAGACAAAGGCCAGCAUGAAGGCUUGGGGGCUUGUUGCCCUCGUGCCCACGCUCUGCGCUGCUGCAGUGGCUGCCCGCGCCCUUCCCGGCCCGACUACGACAACCAACCCAACCGCCCAGGAGUAUGAUCCUCUGUGGGAGAUCUAUGGCCUCAACAGGUCAGCAGAGUACAAGUACUUCCACGAGCCCGGCCGCGACGACAUCCUGGGCCACUACGACGUUCGCUUCUUCACCGAACCCGUCGCCACGGAGGAACGCACUGAGACCCUCACUCAUAUGGUGCGCGCCUAUCUCAACUUCUUCACGGAAAACGAUCUUGAGACCUGGAUUGCGCAUGGGACCCUGCUGGGCUGGUGGUGGAACGGAAAGAUCCUACCAUGGGACUGGGAUAUCGACACCCAAGUCCCCGAUACCACCCUCGCACGACUCGGCGACGAUUUCAACCAGACCAUCGUUUCGUACACCUCGGCCGACAAAAAAGUGAAGCGGAAGUAUCUGCUCGAUAUCAACCCCUGGUCGCGCCAACGCGAGCGCGGCAAGGGCCACAACAUCAUCGACGCGCGAUGGAUCGAUAUCAAGACCGGCCUGUACAUCGACAUCACCGGCUUGAGUAGACUGAAUCCCGAGACGGAGCCGGACAUAUGGCAGUGCAAGAAUUUCCACAAGUAUAAGGUCCAGGAUAUUUACCCGCUGCGCAAGACGACCUUUGAAGGCACCGCCGCCAUGGUUCCCUUCCUAUACGACUCUAUCUUGACCGACGAAUACUCGCUGAGGUCUUUAACGGCGACGAAUUUCCACAAUCACACCUGGUAUCCUGACCUGGAGGAAUGGAUCCUAGACGAUGAGGAAUCCAUGACUGCCCGACGCAGAGAACAAGAAUCUCAGGAUGGCCGCUAUUACGAGUAACUUACCUUUUCUGCAUCUUCCUGUUGAUAACGGCCUUUUUUUUUUAUCGAUAAUCCUGGAUGAUUGAUGGCCUACAACACAAAUAUAUCUCUCGCCAUUUACGACCGCGAUCUCUCGACAUAUUAUUAUAUAUUCUUCGCCUUCGCUUCACAUCAUCUUCGUUCAUCUUCUGGGU